AGUUCAAAAAUUCCUUUAUUUACGUCGUCGUGUUAUCGUCGCGAAUUUUUGUCCAAAAAAUAAAGAAAUCAAAAUAUUAAUAAGUUCCUCGAGAUAAUUUCAAAAUAUGGCUGAAGAAAUCGAUGAAAAUGGUUUCUAUCGUGAAGACUUCAGUACCAAAUCCGACUGGGAGUCAUUUAACGCACAACUAGGAGAGAUUAUUCAAGAUUGGAAUUUAUCCGCCCCAGACAAGGGUCCACCACUCAAGAAAGACCAACUCUUCAAUACCAAUUGGAACAUCAAAACCGAGACUUUGAAGUUGGGCAAGAAAGAAUUCAUUGUCAGUUAUUAUCAAGCUGAAAUCCCGGAGGAUGAGACCAAGGAAUCUACGAUCCCGGAGCAACCACAACUAUUCUCUGACCUCACUUGUCUCGAGAAUACAUUCUGUCCUUCGGACACUAAUGACACUCAUCUUUUGGCCAAGUGGUAUGGCUUGAGACGUUUUAUUUUGGUGGAGCAAGCUCAUGGAUACAUCUCUAAUACAAAUGACUGCAGCUUCUUUUUAAGCUCGGCCAAUGUCGUCGCAGCGGAGUCAAACUCAGCCGUUCCCAUAUUCAUUCCGGUCUUCAAUCCGUCAUGGAACUUCUUCCUCGGAUCUUGGGUUGGCCAAUCCGUGAGGAUCAACUUUGAUGUUGUGGCUUUGGAAAAUGCUCUACCCUCAUGUCAAUACCUUUCUGGACUGCUGAACCUUUUCAAGGAGAAGCGAAACGGAGGCUCUAAUCGGCCAGCUACGGUGUCGGUUCGUCAAACUUACGCUCUAGGGAACAUCACAAAGUACACCCACAAAAUGAAGGUUCCAUUUUUUGUCAACCCAGCCGCGGAAAGUGAAUCUCUUUUAGAUGAGACUCCAAUGGAGGGAACUUACUUUGUAGCCCUGCCAUAUGGCUAUUUCAGUGAUUCAAAGACCGAAUUGUUGGUUCAAUGCUGCUGGCCAGAUAUUGCCGAGAAUGUUGCUCUUGACACGGCCAACUACACCGACUUUGUGGCAUCGAAGGCUCAUGCGUGGUCAGUUCGCGCUAAAACCAGAGCCAGAAGCUAUUUGUCAAGUGCUCUUGACGAUUAUUUGGAUCUCCAGAAAAGCAUUCAAACGGUAGAGAGUUAUGUUGGACGGAGUUAUGGCAGUGCCACUGGAGACGAACCAAAUCCCUUGGAUCAACUUACCAAGUCGAAGUUUGAUGUGACUGCUUCGCCCUUCAGGAAAUGGUCACCUCAAAAGAAACUCGCUGGACCCAUCAAGGACGCCGAGUUGUUGCAAAUGAUAAGUUAUAUCUUCCCGGAUAUGCAAGCAGAAGCUUUGUUUCCAUAUUCCAAGAAUGCCAAGAACAAGUUCGAUCCACUCCGUAUUAAGUCAGCAGGAUGUGAUUCUUUGGUUGCGAGGUUGAGUUGUUUGUUGGCCACUUGCAAUGCACAUUUUGGUGGUAAGAGUGGAAUGGCUCAGCUCUGGGCUAACUUUACUGAAGAACUACGAUAUCGAUUGGAUAAUUGUUUGCAAAUACCUGGGAUUGCUUCAGGAUUUCCUGAUAUGCGCACAUGUCUUUUGCAUCAAAAACUUCAGAUGCUUAAUAUUUGCAUGGAAAGACGUCGUAUUCGGGAGUGUGGUAUGCCAUUUGCAUCCUCUGAAGGUGAGGCGGCGGUCUCAGUUCUGAAUCCAGAAGAUGAGACCCAAGAAGACGAAGCAACUGAUGAUGAGUUCUUCGAUUGUUCCGAUGAAGAGUCAACAAGCAGUGGACCUUCGAAGCCUCAAGGAAGAAAGUCUAAAUUGGGAGAUAUGAAGUUGAUUGAUUCCGAUGAGUUCUUGUAUGUUCCAGCUACACAAGAUCCCGUACCGAAGACUGAAGAUCAGCUAUUGGAUGAUGCUGAGGUUAUGUUGAAACUUGGACCUGGUUCUGGACUCUCAACACAAAUGAUGUGUUCUUCUCUAAGAUCUGAUAUGGAGAGUUUCAAGGCAGCAAACCCAACUGCGAAGAUAGAAGACUUUAUAAGGUGGUAUAGUCCACGCGACUGGGAAGAGGAAAUUGAUGAGGAUGGUAAAGUGACUGCAAAACUAAGCACAAGAAUGACAGCUCCCGACAAUACUUGGCAGAAUGUCUGGAAACAAGCUCAACCAAUUCCGGCUUAUCGACAGAAACGACUUUUUGAUGAUACGAAUGAAGCUUUGAAGGUCCUUCACUAUUUGGAAACUCGUACCAUUGGUGAACUCUACGAACUCACAGUUGUAGCACUUCUGCAUUCCGCUGUUUUAAAGCUAAAGGACAUCGUCAUGUAUUCCAAUAUUCUCGAAGCAUUCAACAAUCAAAUCGAAGAAAUCCUCUCUGAUCUGUGCAAGUUAUCCCGCGACAACGAUCAAAUUCCAGAUGGUUCAGUUUUCGAGCUUUUGAGAAAAAUCCAAAAUCUCGAGACAUCACUAUUUCAAUACAAGAAUCUCGAAAAACUCUUCCCCCCUCAAAGUCCACCAAACGAAAAAGAGAAGAAGAUCAUGGUUUUAUCUUUGGGAGGUGAUGAAGUUCUACUGCCAGGAGCAUCUAAAAAUACCUUCGCACGAAGAAUUCUUGAGAAAUAUCGUUUGGAAGUGGGUUCUUCAGACAGUGGAAAGGUCCUUCCGGAUCCAGCAAGCAAGGAGUAUGUCAUUCGUCUUGAGAGUGAAUCUUCUUCUAGUGGACCACAAUUCCUGCGAGCUAUAUCCAGUGGUUCUCGUAUAAGACUUUGUGGAGCAUUCUCUGAGAAUACGACCUUCGUUUAAGUUUUUUGUUGUUUCAAUUUUAUUUUUAGCUUAAAAAUGUAUUCCUCUUCUAUUUCUUAAAACUAUGUAAUGGUGAUUGGUUGGAAAUAAAACUUAACUUGAGACAAAAACUAA
Messenger RNA from Eupeodes corollae, 2893 nucleotides. It is a transcript of the gene Rab3GAP1, whose product is annotated as rab3 GTPase-activating protein catalytic subunit. The transcript has 8 exons. Gene Ontology annotation, biological process: positive regulation of GTPase activity. Bases 107 to 2779 code for a protein of 890 amino acids. Gene Ontology annotation, molecular function: GTPase activator activity. The record is from RefSeq and is a predicted model, not a curated record. Lineage: Eukaryota; Metazoa; Arthropoda; Insecta; Diptera; Syrphidae.